AUGUCCCAACAGCAAUACAUUCUUCCCACCAUCUCGGGAAUGCAAAUUGAAUCGAGAGAAGAACAUUCCUUUCCUUCAACGUUUUCUAAAAAGGUGAAUAUAGCAGUGUUCGGAUUUUCAAAGGAGCAAAAGGAACAUACCAAGACUUGGCAAGCUGUAUUUGCUGAUCUGAAAAGAGAUGGAGGAGAAUGGAAGGAAAAGGAUGUGGAUUUUAAUGUGUUUCCAUUGCUGCCUGAAAUGUAUUGGAUUUUAGCAAGAGGAAUAUUUGAGGCCGUUCGAUAUGCAACUGUGGACGAUCUCAUUCGACAACGUACCUAUUUAAUUCAUACAGAUCAAGUGAAAUUCAGAGAAGCUCUUGGAAUUGAAAGUGACGAUAAAAUUUGUAUCUGUGUUUUUGCCAAAGAUGGAACUUUAUUGUACAAGACAAGAGAGGAGGCAUACACUCCAGAACGAGGUAAUCUUUUCAUACAAAAAGUCGAUGAACUGCUUGCUUAA
Naegleria fowleri is the source of this 495-nucleotide messenger RNA. RefSeq lists its product as uncharacterized. Bases 1 to 495 code for a protein of 164 amino acids. NCBI's taxonomy places the organism in Eukaryota, Heterolobosea, Eutetramitea, Acrasida, Naegleriidae. The record is from RefSeq and is a predicted model, not a curated record. The transcript is spliced from 3 exons.